Molecule: messenger RNA, 495 nt
Organism: Nomascus leucogenys (northern white-cheeked gibbon)
Lineage: Eukaryota; Metazoa; Chordata; Mammalia; Primates; Hylobatidae
Source: RefSeq, a predicted model, not a curated record
AUGAACAAAAGAACAAAUGUGGAUGCUUCAAAGGAAGACUUGCCGGCUGACCUCCAGAGUAGGGAAGGGGUCCCACCUAAUAGGAAGAACACCAAGACUUCCCCAAGAGGAGAAGGAAUGGCUCCCCCAUUCUCAGCGAGGCCAUGUGUCCGGACCCUGUGUGAGAUGCUUUCUAUACUAGCCCUUGUUGGGGUGUUGCACCCAUUUUACAGAUCAAACAACCAAGGUUCUCAGAAAUUAAAGACUCAUUUAAGAUGCCAAAGCUCACGAGUGGAUGGCUUGAUGCUGAAGCCAACAUUUUUAACACCGUCUCAGCUCAAAAGCCCUGAAGGCCACUUAAUUCUGCCAACCUUCAACCAUCUUGUCAUAAGACACAUCCUUGACCCAAAGCAGAUAUUCUGUGUAGCUGAUGUGCGUACAGAUUGCAAAUUCAAUUGCGGAAGCAUAGAGAGGCAUCCGAAGAGGCAUCUUAUGAGAGUCAGCCAGGACUGGUAA